This is a messenger RNA of Neocloeon triangulifer, 842 nucleotides long. RefSeq lists its product as uncharacterized. The record is from RefSeq and is a predicted model, not a curated record. Bases 7 to 810 code for a protein of 267 amino acids. Lineage: Eukaryota; Metazoa; Arthropoda; Insecta; Ephemeroptera; Baetidae. The transcript is spliced from 5 exons.
UGAAAGAUGGCAGCUUUAGCGUUAGAUGACUUGAUAGACAAGAAGAAGGAACCACCACCAAUUUUAGAUUUGAGUCAGAGCGUAGUUUCUUCAAGGGAAGAGCUGGAACAGUUGCUUGCUCGGGUUCCAGAAUACAAAAUUCGACCCGAAAAGGUAAAACCUGAGGAGUUAAGGAUAAGAGACAAAGACUUUACUUUCAAAGCUCCAAAAUCAAAAAGUGCGAAGCCGUCACAAGAAUUUAACUAUUGCAACCCUGUGCCUCCAUGCAUGCAGGGCGUUAGACUGGACGAUCUUUGCCAGGUGGAAAUAAACUGGAAAAUGUUGACGACUAUCCGGCCCAAGUCAAAAAUGGACGAGGAACUUUUCUCAAGACUAGUCGAGUUGGGAAAAUUAGAUAUUCUAAGAGCCCAACAGGACACAAAAGCUGGCCCAAGCAGCAGUGGGGUAAAGAAGUCCAAGAACCGAGCUGGAAUUCUUGAAACAAGAGCUCAAACUUGCACCGAGUGCUGCGUUGAAUUCUGUAGCGGAGCAAGUUGUAAAGAAUUUACCUACGAUAGCUUUGCUAGGGUUGAAGUUGACCUUUACGAAGGUAAAAGAGAAGGGUCAGCUCCAAAUGAGAGGCGGCCUAAAAAGAAGAAAGGCAAGAAAAAAGGGAAAGGGGGUCGAAAGCGCUCCAGGUCCAAAUCGAAGAAAAAGAAAGGAGGUAAUAAGACCGAUGAUGACGAGAAAGCACCUGCUGACGGAGAAGCUGAAAAUAAUUUAACCGUCGAUAAUCUUACGAUUCAAACAAAAGUGCCUUUGAAUUUGUAACAAUUUGAUUAUUAACCAGAACUUGUACAACA